This is a messenger RNA of Mucor mucedo, 629 nucleotides long. RefSeq lists its product as uncharacterized. The transcript has a single exon. Lineage: Eukaryota; Fungi; Mucoromycota; Mucoromycetes; Mucorales; Mucoraceae. Bases 132 to 629 code for a protein of 165 amino acids. The record is from RefSeq and is a predicted model, not a curated record.
AAAAAAAAAAUAAACAAUAAAAAAAUGGGCUUGGGCGUGUGCAUGUAUGGAAGUAUUUGAGGCGUGAUAAUUUUUUCUCUAAAAUUGUUUUUCUUUUCCUUUCUAUAUUUUUUAUUCUUAUAUAAUUUAUCAUGUUUAAUUUCAAUAAAAAAGAAGGUAACGACUAUGAUGAUAGGAACCAACUUAUUGACAGAAUGCCCGAAGAAAUGUACAUCAUUCCUAUUCACGACGUACCUGUCACGCUCGACAACAAACCGCGCCGUUACUGCCGUAUUCUUGCAAAUGUGACACUUAUUCUUGGCAUGGCCCUUGUUGUGAUAUCUGCCUUAUUCAAACUCCAGUCUAGAGUAUAUAUCAGCCAGGCUAUCGAAGCAGAGUGUCCUGCUAUUUGUGUGACAACUUGCUACCGUUUCAUGCCUUUUCCCACUUCUUGUGAAUCGAAAUCAGCAUGCGAUGAUCAAUGUCUCUCUGCCGGGAUCUCCAAAGCCCUAACGUACUCCGUACUUUUUACGGUCUUUGUUUUAAUAGGUGGCUUACUAGUGCUUGUGCAGGUUGUUCAGAGUUGUAUAAGUUAUUGCUUUUAUGAUUAUAUUGAUUUUAAAAAUAAACAAACAGGUCAAAAAUGCUAA